Pseudovirgaria hyperparasitica is the source of this 1259-nucleotide messenger RNA. RefSeq lists its product as uncharacterized. Gene Ontology annotation, molecular function: transcription coregulator activity. NCBI's taxonomy places the organism in Eukaryota, Fungi, Ascomycota, Dothideomycetes, Acrospermales, Acrospermaceae. The transcript is spliced from 2 exons. The record is from RefSeq and is a predicted model, not a curated record. The coding region runs from base 155 to 1111 and encodes 318 amino acids. Gene Ontology annotation, biological process: regulation of transcription by RNA polymerase II. Gene Ontology annotation, cellular component: core mediator complex; mediator complex.
CCAAAGAUGAGGAUGCACGCUUCAGUCGGCGUCUGGUCGAAUUACCUACAAUUACAUACAGUAUUACUACCUCGACAUUACACUUCCAAGCAUCUACACAAUUCGCUCACUAUCAUUCAAGUUCACACACCCCUCAACACGCCCAACAACCACCAUGGAAGCUGCGCUCGACGCGCAAUUCACGCGCCUCGAAUCCUCUCUCAGCACCCUCAUCGACUCCAUCACCGCCUACAACCCGCUAAUCGAGGAUGCAAAGAAGCUCAUGGACGCCGACGAGGGCCUCAACAAGGAGCUCGAAAGACUCGAGCAGCACCAAGCAAACCACACUCGCAUCCUCGCCCUCCGCCAGACCGCCGAGUCGCUCGACAACACCCUCAAAUCCAUCCUCGCAACGAUCGCGGAAACCCGCAGAGAGCUCGUCGCUACACCCGUCACCACCUUUCCCAGCACCUCCCGCGACGUCCCCUUUGACGAGCUCCUCUCGUACGCCAAAUUCAUCAGCAAAACCACGCGUCCGCCCACAGUCCGCAAUGCUGCUGCGGCAGCAGCAGCAGCACCAGAACCCACAACCACCACCACAACAACAACAACAGCCAUAACCACAGACGACCCCCCCAACGGCACCACCCAAUCCCCCACACUGCCCCAAGACGACCAACAACCCACCCAAACAACCACCCUCCUCGACCCAACCCACGACCCCACCCUCCCCACAAACCAAAAAGGCCUAUCCCAAGAAAUGCGCGACGUCCUCGCGAGCAUGGCCGCCGCGCCCUGGGAGCCCUGGCCCAGCAACGACCGCAUCCGCAGCGGCAACCUGUUUGCGAUCCAGCGCAUGCUCGACAGCGGCCUGGAUCCGUGGCAGGUGCUGAGCGCCGAGGAGCAGGCGGUGGCGGAUCGGGCGAGGGCCGCGGAGGAGGAGCGCCUGCGUCGGCUGCGGGAGGCGACUGCUGCUGAGGAGAGGGCCCGGCGGGAGAAUGCGUAUGCGAAGGCUCAGGCGCAGGUGCAGGCACAGGCGCAUCAGGAUGGGGGCGAGAGGAGGGAGGAGAGGAAGGCGGUGGAGACGUUUGAUGAUGGAGGGCUGGAUCUGUAUGAUCCUGAUGAGGACUGAGCAUUUAAGCGUUGUGGCAUAAAAUCGCAGCAUCAAUAUACGGUCAUAUAUAGAUAUAUAUAUGGGAUGAUCGUAUUAAUUCUUCUUAUUCAUUAUCAUUAUGUCCUGUACUCAUAUCUUGUUUCCCGCGCAUGCCUGUCGACCCUCG